Molecule: messenger RNA, 2047 nt
Organism: Apus apus (common swift)
Lineage: Eukaryota; Metazoa; Chordata; Aves; Apodiformes; Apodidae
Gene: BTBD17
Product: BTB domain containing 17
Exons: 3
Coding region: 22-1473 (483 amino acids)
Molecular function (GO): protein binding
Source: RefSeq, a predicted model, not a curated record
CCGGCAGAUGUGCUUGAAGCCAUGGCCAGGCUGGCGGGGCCCCGGCCCGUGGCCACCCGCCGCUGGGGCUGUGUCACCGCUGCCUUCCUCCUCCUCCUCCUCACCGUGCAUGCUGCCCAGAAAGGCGAUGUUAGUGGUGACACCACUGCUGCCACCAUCAACCACUCGCUGACGCUGCUGCAGCGGCUGCAGGAGCUGCUGCAGAACGGCAACGGCAGCGACUCGGUGCUGCGGGUGCACACGGCUGCCUCCGAGGAGGCCAAGGUCUUCCACACCCACCAGCUGCUGCUCAGUCUCCAGAGCGAGGUCUUUGAGAGCCUCCUGCACAACCAGAGCAUUGUCACCCUGUACGAGCCACCUGAGACUGCUGCGCUCUUUGAUAAGUUUAUCAGGUACCUGUACUGCGGGGGGGUCUCCAUCCUGCUGCACCAAGCCAUCCCCCUGCACCAGCUGGCCAGCAAGUACCGUGUGUGGGGGCUGCAGCGCGGCGUGGCCGACUACAUGAAGACCCACCUGGCCAGCGAGUCGAGCCAGGGCCACGUGGUGGGCUGGUACCAUUACGCCGUGCGCAUCGGGGACGUGGCGCUGCAGGAGAGCUGCCUCCAGUUCCUGGCCUGGAACCUCUCGGCUGUGCUGGGAAGCGCCGAGUGGGGCUCGGUGAGCGUGGAGCUGCUGCUGCUGCUGCUAGAGCGCUCCGACCUGGUGCUGCACAGCGAGCUGGAGCUCUACACGGCUGUGGAAAGCUGGCUGGGCCACCGGCAGCCGGAGGGGCCCGUGGCUGAGCGGGUGCUGCGUGCCAUCCGCUACCCCAUGAUCGCCCCCAGCCAGCUCUUCCGGCUGCAGGCGCAGUCGGCGGUGCUGGCGCGGCACUACAGCGCGGUGCAGGACCUGCUGUUCCAGGCCUUCCAGUUCCACGCCGCUUCCCCCCUCCAUUUUGCCAAGUACUUCGACGUCAACUGCAGCAUGUUCCUGCCCCGCAACUACCUCGCGCCCAGCUGGGGCUCCCAGUGGGUCAUCAACAACCCAGCGCGGGAUGACCGCAGCACCAGCUUCCAGACCCAGCUGGGUCCCAGCAGCCACGACGCUGGGAAGCGGGUCACCUGGAACGUCCUCUUCUCGCCGCGCUGGCUGCCCAUCAGCCUGCGCCCCGUCUACUCGGACACGGUCUCUGGGGCCGUCCAGCCGGCACGUAUCGAGGACGGUCGCCCCCGGCUCGUCAUCACCCCGGCCAUGAGCAGCCCCGACUUUGCCGGUGUCAGCUUCCAGAAGACGGUGCUGGUGGGCGUGCGGCAGCAGGGCCGCGUCCUGGUGAAGCACGUCUAUGGCUUCCACCAGAGCUCGGACGAGACCACCGACUUCCUGGCCCAGGCCGACCUGCAGAAGCGCACCUCCGAGUACCUCAUCGACAACUCCCUGCACCUCCACAUCAUCAUCAAGCCCAUCUACCACUCCCUCAUCAAGGUGAAGAAGUAACCAGGCAGAGCCAGGGCCUGUGGCUGAACUGGCCACAGCCCUAGAGGGGGGGCCUGUGCUUGGUCCUCCUGCUCCUAGGUAGAUGGAGGUCCCCACAGUGGGCAACCCCGGGGCUGUUCUCUGCUGCCCACCCUUCCCUGAUUGUCCCCUUGUCACAUCUGAUCCCCACAGCUGUUCCUGGGGUGCCUGCCGGGAGCUGGGGACAUGGGACACUGGAAUCCCCCUGCCCGACAUGGGUGGUGCAGGAGGUGGAAUGUGCAGCCCACUGCCAUGGGCACACCCUGGGCUCACAAACCCCCACGGGCGAGGGGAUGGGGACAGAGACAGCUCGUUCCUUGCUAUGAUACCACCUUAUGUCCUCCCUCUGUGUCAUGGUGCUGGGUCCAGCUGCUGGCCCUGAUACCUGGCAGCAGCUCCCAGGGGUGACCCAGCUGCAUGCCCAGGCUAGGGUGGGUGCCCUGGCUGCACCCCCCAGCACAGGAUGUUUCAGGAGCACCAUCCCCACUCACGUCCAGCUCUGCCCCAUUCCUGCCUGGGCACUCCCACCCCCUGCCUAAUAAAAGCAGAAAAUGAG